CAGUCAUGCCUCAUCCAUCGCGCGCCUCGCUUGCGUCGGAGGGUAAAAGAGGAAUUUAGUCUUUUAUUCCUUAAUUAUCUCAUCUGCUCCCGUUGCCGCUCCACUCAACGCUUUUUUCAGAGAGAAACCGGCAUUUCUUUUAAUAAACAAACCAAACGGUUCGAUAAUCUUUUGUAUUUUUCCCCCUCAAUGAAACAAAAAGAGGGGCAAGACGAGGAGUAACUGUCUCCAGCUGCGGUGCUGUGAUGUGUUUCCUUUAUCUUUGUAGGUCGUUCCCUUAACUUGAUGCUGCCGACACUCCUGUCACAGUAUACAGCUUGAGGAUUUAAAUGCAGGGAAGCCACUUUAAUGGACUUGAACUGACCAGACUAGGCAAUCGCCUUUCAUUCCCGUGGAAAGAAAAUAAUAAUGAGCCGCUAGGAGCGUGAAUAUCCUGUGGAAAAACAAAAAAAGGUUAAUGCAUGUAGAAGAACUGGCUCAGCUCUGCCAUCCCUCUCCUCUUACAUCCCACUGUGUCGCUCCACAACCACAACAUUUGGGUGCGGUCAACCCAUGGAGUGUACACGCCCACCCAGAUAGGAUGCUUGCCUCGCCCGACGCACUGGGUCCCCUCCUGCCCAUUGCCACCACCUCCUUCUCCUUACGUGUACCUGCUCUCGUUGACGGCUCCUCCCGGCCCUCCAGGCUGCGCCCUGCCCCGCACCAACAUGGUGGAUGAGAUGACCACCGUGAAAGAUGACGUCAUCAAUGCCAACACGCUGGCUUGGCUGGUCUGCUCGGGUGUGUCCAUCCUGGCCAACACUUGGAGCAUCCUUAGCGUCAGCGCCAAGCAGAAAAAGUGGAAACCACUGGAGUUCCUUAUCUGCACCCUGGCAGGGACACACAUUCUCAACAUGGCCAUCCCUGUCACCAUGUACUGUGUGAUAACACUGCGGAGGCAGCACUCCAACUACGAGUGGAAUGAGGGUUUGUGCAAGGUGUUUGUCUCCACAUUUUACACGCUAACACUGGUCACCUGCUUCUCUGUCACCUCGCUGUCCUAUCACCGGAUGUGGAUGGUGCGCUGGCCUGUGAACUACAGGUUGAGUAACACCAAGAAGCAGGCUGUUCACACAGUGAUGGGCAUCUGGAUGGUGUCCUUCAUCCUGUCCACGCUCCCAGCAGUGGGCUGGCAUGACACCAUUGAUCGUUUCUACACCUCUGACUGCAGAUUCAUUGUGACAGAGAUCGGCCUGGGUUUCGGCGUGUGCUUUCUGCUGCUGAUUGGCGGUAGUGUGGCCAUGGGUGUGAUCUGCAUCGGCAUUGCUCUCUUCCAGACCUUCUCUAUUCAGGCAGGCCAUAACGCUGAUAAAAACAAGUUUAAUGUCCCCACAAUUGUGGUGGAGGAUGCUCAGGGGAAGCGCAGAUCAUCCAUUGAUGGAUCAGAGCCUCUCAAGACUUCGCUGCAGAUAACAUACCUGAUCAGUGGCAUUGUCUUCAUCUAUGACUUCCUGACUGGCUUUCCUAUACUGGUGGUGAGCUUUGCCAGUCUGAAGUUUGACCGUUCCUACAACUGGAUGGUUCUGUGUGUGCUGUGGUGCUCUAUCGCUCAGUCCAUUCUGCUGCCCAUGUUCCUCUGGGCCUGUGACCGUUACCGGGCCGACAUCCGUAUGGUGUGGGAGAAGUGCGUCGCCAUCAUGUCCAAUGAUGAAGUGGAUGAGGAAAACAGCCAAGAUGGAGGAAUUCUUGCCGACUUAAUAUAUGACAGACCAUAUGACUAUAGCUCGGCGCCUGAAAUCGUGAUGAUAGACCGUAAUGCCAAGUUUGAGUUCUCAACCUUAGAAAGGGGGGUUCUGCAAGGGUAUCCAUUGAGGGAACAUCAGGAAGAUAAAAUGCACUAUUUGCAGGUGCCCCCUACAAGAAGAUACUCCCACGACGAAACAGACAUGUGGACCAGCGACCAGAUCCCCUCAUACUUGCAGCGAUGGGGCUCCACCGAGGACGUGAUAGUGACUGCCCACUACAGCUUCACCUUGCCACGCCGCGAGAGGCGCAGGAGCAGCCUGGUCUCCUACCACGAGGAGAGCCACUAUCAUCACCAUCCUCACCGCAAGCGACGGCGAUCUGAGGACAGUAUGCAUUCCCUCAAGCACCUGCCCCGCAUUGUGUGCGGGGGGGAGCGCUACGAGGAUGAACUGCGGUGCUUCAGCCGCGACGAGGUGAUUAACUUUAUAGACGAGACUCCUGUGCCGAGCCCGAGAAAGAGCCCUCGCCGCACUUCCACCAUCUCCCUCAUCCCCAACGUGUAUGAACAGCACGCUGUCAUUCUUCCACACUUUCCACUCACAGACUUUGAACGGGAGCCUCAGGCGCUCAGGCGACCCUCGGAGCGCAAAUGGAGCGGCAGCAGGGGCAGCUCGCUCGAGGGCUCACCGAAACCAGACAGGUCUCCUGGUAAGACGAGCCAUGGGGCUUGUGGCUCAGGAAAAGGCUGGAGUAAAAGCCAGCGUGAUGGCAGACAGCAGGAUGGAGGAGGCUCCCCCGGACGCAGAGCGAGGACUGCAGGGCACUCUAGCAGUAGGCCCAGGACAGGCGGGGGUGCUGGAUUCAAUGCUGGAGCUGACUGGGUGAAACAGAAGCACCUCAGCAACGCAGAAAGUAAAGGCAGCACAAACAGUUUUGUAAGCACACCCUCAGCAUCAUCCUCGGGGUACAUCACCUUUCACUCUGAUUCUGUUGGCUCCACCACCUGAAAGCAUAGCUCCCAUGUCAAUAUAAAUAUUAGGAUCUUAUAUCUAAUUAAAAACCUUUAAGAAAAGUGACACACAGGAACAUAUCAAUCUUUUUACUUGUGCCACUAAUCACUUUUAUGACCUACCAGAGAUAAACAUCGGCUAAUCCUAGAUGGCCUUAGGAGCUUUGGACCUAUUUUCUGACUGGGCCUUGAUUUUUUUUGUUGGCUGGUGACAAUAUUAGUCAGUCCAGCUAUUUACCUGUCACAACACAAAAUCCACACUGAGGAACACUUUUCUGCCAGCACUGACACAAAGGAACUAUUUUUAUUUAGUGUGAUCAUUCCUGAACCUUGUUUUUGUUGUUUGGUUCUUAUAGGAGCAUAACAUAUUUCCAUGUGCAUUGGUAAGGAUGUUUUUGUUAAUUGAUUUUUUUGUUUUAAUUUAAAAUCUUGAACUUGAGUUGUGUUUUAUUUGGCCUGUAAUGACCGUGUGUUUUUGUUGUGUGGUUUGAACACAGGCUUUUCUGAAUAUAGCACAUUUUCCUUCAGCUUUGCUUAAUUGCAAGUAUCAUUUAACCUUUUCUUUUUAAAUUUGCAGUCAUGACAUAAAACAUUUUCUUAAAAAUUUUUUCAAAUAAAAUGGAAAAUGUCUUUUAAUCCCACACUUUUAAUUUGCCCAAUAAUGGUUUCUGUGAACUACUGAGAACGUGAAGACCCUCCCUUUAUAAAAAAAAGGUUAUUUUUAAAAAUAGAAUUCAGAUGGUGUGUAUAUAUCAACAAUUUUCACAAUUUGUGUUAUUGGGGAUUUGUGUUCACAUAAUACAUUUCCUGUCAAAGGUUUGUCUUACUUGACUUUGAUAUAUUGAGGCACAAAUGUAGCUCAUUACAUAAGAAACAGCUCUUAAGACUAAUAUGCAAAUUGUGUUUUAUAUUCCCCCUGCUGGUCCUCAAUAAACGGACUUCCCACUUUGAUCUUAUUUGGAUCCACUCUAGGUAAUACUCUUAAAUCGACAAAAUAAAAAGCACAAAUUAGGUACCCUAAAGUGGAACUAAAAUUCAACAAACAAGUGACCUGCUUCAGCAGAUGUUUUACAUCAUCUCCUAAAAGACAUGUGAAUAUCAAUGGACCUGCUCUGGAAGGUUUUGGUAAUCUGAUGUUUCUUUUGCUUAAUUUACCUGUUUAAACUCCACAAAAUAAAAUUAUGAUUUGAUCUAA
Girardinichthys multiradiatus is the source of this 3929-nucleotide messenger RNA. RefSeq names its product probable G-protein coupled receptor 153. Gene Ontology annotation, molecular function: G protein-coupled receptor activity. The record is from RefSeq and is a predicted model, not a curated record. Gene Ontology annotation, biological process: G protein-coupled receptor signaling pathway. The transcript has 6 exons. Lineage: Eukaryota; Metazoa; Chordata; Actinopteri; Cyprinodontiformes; Goodeidae. Gene Ontology annotation, cellular component: membrane. Bases 708 to 2732 code for a protein of 674 amino acids.